Molecule: messenger RNA, 2037 nt
Organism: Triticum turgidum subsp. durum (durum wheat)
Lineage: Eukaryota; Viridiplantae; Streptophyta; Magnoliopsida; Poales; Poaceae
Source: the annotation of a GenBank genome assembly
AUGGACGUCAUCGCGCCGGACCGCACCAAGAUCGCGCCGGAGAUCGACAGGGACGAGGCCCUGGAGGGCGACAGGGAGUCGGACCCCGCGCUGGCGUCGACGCGCGAGUGGCAGUUCGAGGCCAUGCCGCGGUGGCAGGACGAGCUGACGGUGCGGGGCAUGGUGGCGGCGCUGCUCAUCGGGUUCAUCUACACCGUCAUCGUCAUGAAGAUCGCGCUCACCACCGGGCUGGUGCCCACGCUGAACGUCUCCGCCGCGCUGCUCUCCUUCCUGGCGCUCCGCGGGUGGACGCGCCUGCUGGACCGCUUCGGCAUCGUGUCCCGCCCCUUCACGCGGCAGGAGAACACUAUCGUCCAGACCUGCGGCGUGGCCUGCUACACCAUCGCCUUCGCCGGUGGGUUCGGGUCAACCUUGCUGGGCCUGAACAAGAAGACGUACGAGCUGGCCGGAGACUCGCCGGGCAACGUGCCGGGAAGCUGGAAGGAGCCAGGGAUAGGCUGGAUGACGGGAUUCCUCCUCGCUUGCAGCUUCGGGGGCCUCCUCACCUUGAUUCCCCUCAGACAGGUAUUGGUCGUUGACUACAAAUUAGUUUACCCAAGUGGGACAGCAACUGCUAUUCUUAUAAAUGGGUUUCAUACCGAUGUAGGGGACAAGAAUUCAAGGAAGCAAAUCCGUGGAUUCCUGAAAUACUUUGGGGGUAGCUUUCUAUGGAGUUUCUUCCAAUGGUUCUACACCGGAGGCGAUGCUUGUGGAUUUGUUCAGUUCCCUACUUUCGGUUUGAAGGCUUGGAAGCAGACAUUCUACUUUGACUUCAGCAUGACAUACGUUGGUGCCGGGAUGAUUUGCCCACAUAUAGUAAAUAUCUCUACCCUCCUUGGUGCAAUUAUCUCAUGGGGAAUAAUGUGGCCACUCAUUAGUAAACACAAGGGGGAUUGGUACCCUGCAAAAGCACCAGAAAGCAGCAUGAAAAGUUUGUACGGUUACAAGGCCUUCAUAUGCAUAGCUCUCAUCAUGGGGGAUGGCAUGUACCACUUCAUAAAAAUUGUUGGCAUCACUGCUAUGAGCAUGUAUCGACAAUUUAGUCGCAAGCAGGUUGACAACAAAGCAAAAAAUGUGGACGAUACAGUCUCACUUGAGGAGUUUCAACGCCAGGAGAUCUUUAAGAGAGGCCAGAUCCCCUCUUGGAUGGCAUACACCGGUUAUGCAUUGUUUAGCAUUCUUGCAGUGGUUACCAUACCAAUAAUGUUCAAACAAGUGAAGUGGUAUUAUGUUGUUAUAGCCUAUGUCGUUGCCCCCAUGCUUGGAUUCGCCAAUUCCUAUGGUACGGGGCUUACCGACAUCAACAUGGGCUAUAACUAUGGCAAGAUCGCUCUCUUUGUCUUUGCGGGAUGGGCCGGCAAGGAUAAUGGUGUCAUUGCAGGCCUUGUUGCUGGCACCCUAGUCAAGCAGCUGGUGCUUAUCUCCGCCGAUUUGAUGCAAGACUUCAAGACGGGUUAUCUCACUCAAACAUCACCAAAAUCGAUGAUGAUUGCACAAGUUAUUGGAACAGCCAUGGGUUGCAUUAUCGCCCCCCUCACGUUCAUGCUCUUCUACAAGGCAUUUGAUAUUGGUAACCCAUAUGGUACUUGGAAGGCACCUUAUGCACUCAUAUACCGCAAUAUGGCAAUACUUGGUGUGGAGGGCUUCUCAGUGUUACCGAAGUAUUGCCUUGCAAUAUCUGGCGGAUUUUUCGCAUUUGCGGCAGUUUUCAGUAUAGCAAGAGAUGUCAUGCCACACAAGUAUGCGAAGUAUGUGCCCCUACCAAUGGCAAUGGCAGUUCCAUUCCUUGUAGGUGGGAGCUUUGCUAUUGAUAUGUGCCUCGGGAGUUUGAUAGUUUUUGCAUGGACCAAGAUAAACAAGAAGGAGGCUGGCUUCAUGGUGCCCGCAGUUGCAUCCGCUUUGAUAUGUGGGGAUGGCAUAUGGACGUUUCCUGCUUCAAUACUUUCUCUUGCCAAGAUUAAACCACCAAUUUGCAUGAAGUUUCUACCUGCUGCCUAA